Messenger RNA from Mucor velutinosus, 1755 nucleotides. RefSeq lists its product as uncharacterized. Bases 1 to 1755 code for a protein of 584 amino acids. Gene Ontology annotation, molecular function: protein binding. Gene Ontology annotation, cellular component: peroxisomal membrane; cytosol. NCBI's taxonomy places the organism in Eukaryota, Fungi, Mucoromycota, Mucoromycetes, Mucorales, Mucoraceae. The transcript has 6 exons. Gene Ontology annotation, biological process: protein import into peroxisome matrix, docking. The record is from RefSeq and is a predicted model, not a curated record.
AUGGCUUUUAAGAAUAUGAUGAAUGGUGAUGACUCCUGCGGUGGUGCCAACCCUAUGGCUCAAAUGAUGAAGCAGUUUGGUCAAGAUAGAUCUCUUCAAAGGGACCAAUUUGCUGGGCCAUCUCAGCAAAACACUGGGCCAUCAUCGAUGCGUACGCAAAGACAACAAGGGCCUGGAUUUGCUCAAGGUGGAGACAUGGUCAAUGAGUUUUUCGGCCAAGAACAGCAACAGCCACAAAGAAUGGGUAUGGGAAACAACAAUUUCGAAUUCUCGGCUCUGCAAAGAGAGUUGGAUGCUGUACGUCAAGUACCCGCAGCUGGAGGUUGGGCAAGUGAGUUUGGUGGACAGCAACAGCAACAAGGGCCUAAAUUAUGGGAGCUGACGCCGGGAGAAGAAGAGGCUAUGGAGAAGGCAUUUAUGGAGAGCAGAGCAGCUGCUGGCCCCUCUCAAAGCGCAUCAGUUUGGAGAGAGGAGUUCAUGAACCAUCCAGAGGUAACCAAUAUGAAUCCAGCACAACUGGCUGAAUUCGAAACCGCCUUCCAGAAACACUUUGACUGGGCAAACGAAUUCGAUCUUCAUCAAGGCAAGGGCAAAGGACGUCUUGAACUGAACGGCAACAACAAUGCUUCAUGGGAAGAACAGUUUGCUUCGUUUGAUGGACCUACAGAAGAAGAAAUGGCUCGCAAAGUAGAGGAGACUGCUGCUGCUCAAGAUCCUGCAUUUGAACAGUUUGAAAAUGUGUGGCAAAACAUUCGCGAUCAAAUGGCUGAAGAUAAUGAUUGGGAGGACGAGUUUGGCAACUUCAAUAACGGUGGUGCUAUUUACAAGCCUGAUUUAGGAGAAUACGUAUUUGAAGUGUCCAAUCCCUUUUUAAAUCACCCUGAUCCCAUGGCUGAAGGUAUGCGCUUGAUGGAAUCAGGUGGGUCUCUCAGUGAUGCUGCCAUGGCAUUUGAAGCUGUGGUGCAAAAGGACCCUGCAAACUCAGAGGCUUGGAUGCAUUUGGGCAACGUGCAAGCACAGAACGAGAAGGAAGAGCCAGCUAUUCGAGCAUUAGAAAGAGCCAUUGAAUCAGACCCAGGCAAUCUACAAGCUCUCAUGUCAUUGGCAGUCAGUUACACAAAUGAAUCUUACGACCAUGCAGCAUACCAAACGCUGGAACGCUGGAUCACUCAAAAAUACCCCCAAGUUGCUGGCAAAUUACCUUUACCCGAAGCUGCUUCACCAUUUGAGCUUCAUGACAGAGUGACAGACUUGUUUUUGGCUGCUGCAAGACAGGCUCCUGAUGGUCAGUUGAUGGAUCCCGAUGUACAAGUGGGUCUUGGUGUCUUGUUCUAUGGCAGCGGUGAUUUGGAUAAAGCGAUUGACUGUUUCGUUGCCGCCUUGAAGGGACGUCCCGAUGAUUACUUGCUGUGGAAUCGUAUGGGUGCUACCUUGGCCAACAAUGGUCGCUCAGAAGAAGCUAUUGAUGCCUAUCACAAAGCACUCGAAUUGCGUCCAUCCUUUGUGCGUGCGAGAUACAACAUUGGUGUCAGUUGUGUUAAUAUCGGAUGCUAUAAGGAAGCAGCAGAGCAUAUUUUAACUGGUCUCUCCAUGCACAAGCGUGGCAAUGGUGAUUCUGAAGAAGGUGUCAAUGUGUCUAGCAACUCUUGGGAGAUGUUGAGAAAGGCCUUUAUUAUGAUGGAUCGUCGUGAUUUAGCUGAUAAAGCUGUUGUUGGAGCAGAUUUGAAUCAAUUCCGUCCAGAAUUCGAGUUCUAA